GCCAGGGAUGCUCUGGCUUGUGCAUGAUGCUCUAGGCAGUGCAUGAGACUCGGUUGAACAUGUCGAGGUCUGUGGCGUGUAUCGUGGAGGUUCUGCAACGGCGGUCCAUAGCUUUGAUAGAGCAACCUGGUGCUCAAUCAUGAUCAUCCUGUCCCUCCUGCGCUAUUUCAUGCCUCUCGUUUAGAUGGUUGUUCUGGGUCAACGAGGUCGCUCACGAAGAUGGACUGAGAAUUGGUUCCGCGGAAGCAAAUGUCGUACCAACAUUUGCAAAUUUGAAGAUCCACAAGUGACACACUGGAACAGGCGCCCACCAAGCAAUCGGCACUAAAGCCCUGUCGGGAUUGCGAAUUCGGAGUUCUAGAACUUAGACUAUGGCCGCCCCAAUUUAUUUUCGUUCGAUCGAAUCUUCGCUGCUAUUUAAACCCCCAAAUGUCUUCACGCAAAGUAAACGACAUCCCUUUUCCUUCAUUUUCACUCGUAAUAAACCAGUAUUCGAUAAGCAACAUGAGAUUGCCAAGCUACAGGGCGUCUUAUUUGCUUCGCUUCCACCCUUACCCGAGAGUCAAACUCAGCCAACGUGAGAUUAUGGUGAGCGAUGCCACGAACAUCAUUUCAGCGCUAUUUUUGACCCUUGUCGCGAAGCACGCUGUUAAUGAUCAUCCCAGCAGCCUGUAUGAUGAUAUUGUUGAAAACGAUGACAGUGCUGGACCGGUGAUCCUCAACUUUGUACGCGUUUUCUUUUUGUCAUUUUGUAGUCUUAUUCAAUUCUCAAAUGCAGCCCGACCUCCCUGAAGAACAGCA
This is a messenger RNA of Suillus plorans, 801 nucleotides long. RefSeq lists its product as uncharacterized. The record is from RefSeq and is a predicted model, not a curated record. The transcript has a single exon. Bases 430 to 792 code for a protein of 120 amino acids. Lineage: Eukaryota; Fungi; Basidiomycota; Agaricomycetes; Boletales; Suillaceae.